UCUCUGUUAAGUAUUUAAGCAGGAUAGCAAUUGGGUCUGCACUGUGUGGAGUAUGAACCGGAUAUUUCUUCCACAAAUAGCAAAUUGGCAGAAAUUGUUCAAUGGACACACUCUCCAGCAUUUCUUGUUUCUCCAAAAACCCAUUCCACAGGUGUUCUCCAAAACCACUUUUAAGAAGAAUCUCACCAAAACUCGCUUUCUGUAGAGCAUCUGCUAAUCCAGUGAGGGAAGUUGCAGAAGAUGAGGUCUUGAGAAUGUUCCUUAGAGAUAGAGUAGUAAAUGGAGACUUGAUUUCUAAAGCUUCUGAUAUGUUUUGGUUGAGAGAGGUCAUUGACUUGGUUGAUCUUGAUGCUGCUCAACUUCCUCAUAAUCCUCAACAACAACAACAGGAGGAGGUUAUGGAAGAUCAAGAGGUUGGGGGGUUUCUCAAACUCACGACAACCAAUGAGUGGAUAUCUGGUGCUGACUCCGCACCAAUCAAUAAGAAAGCUAUUGCUAAGGCUAUACAAGAUGAUAGAGACAGAAGAAAGAAACUCAACUUUCUCGAAUAUGAAGCUCUUAAAAGGGAACUGAUGCUUUUAUCAGUUGGCAUUGGAGUUGCGUGCAGUGGGUAUUGUUUGAUUGCUUUGUCAGUCCAGGCCGCUGUUAGUUAUGCAGUUGGAGUGGUUUUCAGUUGCUUGUACCUUCAACUCUUGUGCAGCUAUGCAGACAACCUAUCUAAAGAAAUGAUUCCUCCGAUUUUCAUGAAAAAGAAGUCCAAGAAGAUUGGGAUAAGAAGUGAGGAUCUGAGUGACUCAUUAGAGAGAUCAAUCAGAGGGAGUGGCGUUUCUCUUUCAUCUCCGAGGCUUGUGAUACCAGCGGCAAUCUAUGGAUUGUGGGUCCUGUCCCAUCACUACAUUUCCAGUGAUAUUUUUGAUUUCCAGAUUGUCCCAGCUAUGUUUGGAAUGUUUGUAUACAAAGCUGCAGCUCUUGUUCAAGUAUAUAGGGAUAAUGAAGAUCUGCAAAUCAUUUUCCCAGAAGGUUUAUAACAAUAGAGAUAUCCAUUUAAAUGCUCAGCUGAGGUGUUGAAACAAACUCUGGGUUCAUCAUUAAUCAUUUUGCAGAAGGAUUUACAUACAUUCUCGCAGUUUUCCACCUUUAUGCUGAAAUCAAGUAGAUGGCAGAGUCAUUUGGUAGUAUCAUCAGGUGGAAAUCCGGCCUGGAGACUACCUUCGAUGAGGCAUGGUCUCAUAGUGUUUAGGUGGCAGUGUAACUCGGUGGUUUUGGCCGUAAUAUAUUCAAUUGAAUUGUGUGAUGCUGCCACAGUUUUCUUGUAUAGAACAUCAUCUGGUUGUUGGUUGUGUGAUGUAAUGAUCAUAGCAUCAAAUCUUUAUUAUCUGAGAUUCAUGGUUGAAGA
Molecule: messenger RNA, 1396 nt
Organism: Mercurialis annua (annual mercury)
Lineage: Eukaryota; Viridiplantae; Streptophyta; Magnoliopsida; Malpighiales; Euphorbiaceae
Exons: 9
Coding region: 102-1028 (308 amino acids)
Source: RefSeq, a predicted model, not a curated record